This is a messenger RNA of Megalopta genalis, 412 nucleotides long. It is a transcript of the gene RpL37A, whose product is annotated as ribosomal protein L37A. Lineage: Eukaryota; Metazoa; Arthropoda; Insecta; Hymenoptera; Halictidae. Gene Ontology annotation, molecular function: structural constituent of ribosome. Gene Ontology annotation, biological process: translation. Gene Ontology annotation, cellular component: ribosome. The record is from RefSeq and is a predicted model, not a curated record.
AAAUUGAUUUUCGAAAGUCGCGGAGUUUCGCUAGUGGCUCACUCUACUUCUACUCCUUUUCCGGUCCUUUGAGAACGUACGAACGUACCGAAUAAUUAUAUAAAAUGGCAAAGCGCACGAAGAAGGUAGGAAUCACCGGUAAAUAUGGUACCCGAUAUGGUGCCUCACUCAGGAAGAUGGUUAAGAAGAUGGAAAUUACUCAACACAGUAAAUAUACCUGCACAUUUUGUGGCAAGGAUGCAAUGAAACGCAGUGUUGUUGGAAUAUGGUCAUGCAAACGCUGCAAGAGGACGGUUGCUGGAGGGGCAUGGGUUUACUCCACAACAGCAGCUGCAUCUGUUAGGUCUGCUGUUAGGAGAUUGCGCGAAGUUAAAGAACAAUAAGUAAAUAUAAUAAACAUCUUAUAAAAAUA